Messenger RNA from Acanthamoeba castellanii str. Neff, 666 nucleotides. RefSeq lists its product as uncharacterized. The transcript has 7 exons. Lineage: Eukaryota; Discosea; Longamoebia; Acanthamoebidae. Gene Ontology annotation, molecular function: transcription corepressor activity. Gene Ontology annotation, cellular component: nucleus. Gene Ontology annotation, biological process: DNA-templated transcription. The annotation marks the transcript as partial. The record is from RefSeq and is a predicted model, not a curated record.
CUGAGGACGAGCGAGACGACGUACCUGGAGGAGUCGUUUGUGUUCUACGAGGCCAUCCGCCUCCGCGACUACUUCAAGGACGUGUUCGAGACCAAAAAUCCGCUGCUGGUGGUGAAGAAGCUGCGGUACUACGCGCGGUACAUAGUGGUGUGCCUGCUCCUCAACCGGCGAGCGCUCGUGGUGGAGCUCGUCGACGAACUGCAGACCCUCGUCGACGACUACGUGCGCGACUUCAAACCCGCCGACGCCGCCGCCUGGCGCCUCGACUAUGAAGACGUGCGCGCCACCUGGAAGCGUCUCGCGCUGGCACGGGCGAAGAAGGACGGCAAGGAGGCCGCACAGUGCUUUGCACAGGACUGCUCGAUCGAGGAUUGCUCCACAGGGCACGGGUGGCGGGGUCGUGGCGGCGUGGAGGACUACUACGCGGACCUGUUCAAAGCCUUUCCCGACGCCAACUUCGAGACGCUGGACCUCUUCGGCGUGGUGCAGGAGGUGCUGCUCACCGCCACACACAAAGGUCAAUGGCAGAGCUACAGGGCAUCGGGGCGCACGUUUCACUGUCGGUUGGUGAUCCUCAUGCCGUGGGACGCGCAGAGUAGGCUCUUCGCCGGCGAGAAGAUCUACCUCGACUCCGACGACGUCUUCCAACAGCAGCACGGCUCCUGA